AUGUCUCUCCCAGCUGAAGAACACCACCUCCAUACCCGUGCCUUCAAGCACAUGUGGGCACGGCACGUCGCUCAGAAAGGCUUCGAAGACGAUGUCCAAGCCGCUGCCAAGCGUGUGAUCCAAGCUCAACAAGAGCAUCCCGAGCUUUUCCCAAAGAAAGUUCAUGAAGACGAAGGUGUCAGUAAGAUUCUUGACAAGACCCAGAAGCUCACUGGUGUUGGCUUCGUCCCCAGAAAGUCCAACCAUCUUGAGAUUGGUAUCAUCGGCGCUGGUGUCGCUGGACUUUUCACUGCCAUGGUAUUUGACUGGCUGAACGAGCAGUGCCAAAAGGAGGGAUUGAAGAUUGAGUACGACAUUAUAGAGGCUGCGAAGAUGAAUAGGCUGGGAGGAAGGUUGUAUACGCAUCGAUUUUCGCAUGGCGAGCAUGAUUACUAUGAUGUUGGAGCUGUGCGAUUCCCCAACAACACCAUCAUGAAGAGCCUACUCCAAGUGAACCCUUCAGACCUAGUCAGUGAGGCGUUGGAAGACUUCAUCAAGGUGGCUGCAGAGAAGUUCAAGAAAGCCGUUGAAGAGAAUGAUGAAAAGGGACCGGAGACAACCAAGCUUUGGGCCCUUCUGAUGGAGGCUGAUAAGCUUAGCACUCGCCAGUUCCUCUCUUCGGGAGAUGGCGAUAGGAAGAAGAGGGAGGGCAAACCCAAAGACAAUUCUGGUCUCAUUCCCGAGGGGCCGGGAUACAACUACAACACCAUUGAGUGGCUCGAGUCUGCCACAUAUGGCACUGGCUGGUACGACCAAUCCCUCACGGAAUGUGUUCUUGAAGAACUCGACUUCGCAACCCCCAAAUCAAUCGACGGCCAGCCCACUAAUUACUGGUGGUGUAUCGAUGGAGGUGCCCAGACCAUCGCGCAUCGUAUGGCGAGAAUGAUCAAGCAGCCCGUCCAGUACAACAGCCAAGUUGUCGCCAUAGAUGCGCAAGUCGAAGAGCGCAAGAAACGCAAACCCGAGGACUUCACGUCGAUGAAACUCCGCAUCAACAAGAACCAGGUUGUCAAGGAAAAGGAGUACUUUGCUGUGUUCAAUAGUACGACGCUUGGUGCUCUUCAGAGGAUGGAUCUCAAGGACGCGGAUCUUCUCUGGGGCACCAAGCAGGCCAUUCGGGCUUUGGGAUAUGGUGCUUCGUGCAAGGUUGGUAUCAAGUUUGAGACUGCGUGGUGGCAGAAACCUCCGUUCAACAUCAAGAAGGGAGGCAUUGCGCACACUGAUCUUCCUCUUCGGGCUUGCGUGUAUCCGUCGUACAACAUUGAGUCCAACGAAGGCCAGGAUUGGGAUCCCAACAAGCCUGCCGUUCUUCUCUGCUCUUAUACCUGGGGCCAGGAUGCGCAGCGCAUUGGAUCUCUGAUCUCACCCCAGACGCCCAAGAAUGAAGAACAGCUCCUCUCUGUGCUUCUUCAUGAUCUUGCGCAGUUGCACUCAAAGCAGAGCGACUACACGUACGAUCAGCUUCUCGCUCUCCUCAAGGAUCAGUACCGGGACCAUCAUGCAUACGAUUGGUACAGAGACGAGAACAUGUCUGGCGCUUUCGCAUACUUUGGACCAAGUCAAUUCUCCAACAUGUGGUCAGAGAUCAUCAAGCCCAACGCCUACGGUCAGCUGUAUCUCAUCGGCGAGGCCUCCUCUUCUCACCACGCGUGGAUUGUCGGCGCCCUCGAGAGCGUCAUUCGCGCAGUAUAUCUCAUGUUUGAAGGCCUUCAAAAGCAAGACCCCGACAACGCAGCCUAUAAAAAAGCCAUUGAGCUCUUGAGUAAAGAGCCAGAUACUCCCAAAGAAGGCGGCGAUGUCUCUGGAGGAUUCCCAGGCGAUAAGCCCCAAGAGCCGCAGAAGCUACCGUCUGGCCUUCCGUUCCACCCGUUGCCGGAGGAGAUGCCCAAGAGACAGCUGGAUGCUGAUCGGGAUGCGAAGUUGGUGAGGGAUCCAUUGGAGGAUGUCAAGUUUGGUGAUGAGGUUUCACUUCUUUUCUCGAGUGCUAUGAUCACGUUGAGCUUGAUUGAGAGUUUCUUUGAGUUGCAGGUUGAUGAGGCCAAGGACAAGCCCCAGUGA
Messenger RNA from Fusarium fujikuroi IMI 58289, 2097 nucleotides. Its product is annotated as related to L-amino-acid oxidase. Gene Ontology annotation, molecular function: L-amino-acid oxidase activity; polyamine oxidase activity. The transcript has 4 exons. Gene Ontology annotation, biological process: amino acid catabolic process. The record is from RefSeq and is a predicted model, not a curated record. Bases 1 to 2097 code for a protein of 698 amino acids. NCBI's taxonomy places the organism in Eukaryota, Fungi, Ascomycota, Sordariomycetes, Hypocreales, Nectriaceae.